Molecule: messenger RNA, 5330 nt
Organism: Drosophila navojoa
Lineage: Eukaryota; Metazoa; Arthropoda; Insecta; Diptera; Drosophilidae
Gene: chas
Product: chascon
Molecular function (GO): histone acetyltransferase activity
Source: RefSeq, a predicted model, not a curated record
GCCCAACUUGAAGCUCGCGUCGUCUUCAUGCCAAAGUCGCCGUCAACAAAAUUUCACUUGCAGCUCAGCAAAUAAUUUAUACACAAUUGAAACAAUAAACAAUUAAAGACUUGAGCGGAGAUCGUGGAACGUGGAACAUUGAAUACGGAACGCAGAACGCGGAACGUGGAACGGACGGGGCGGGGGGGAUCGUGGCUCGUGGAUCGCGUGUCGCUGAAAUGUUUUGUGCGGCACAACAAAUUCAAAUUGGUUGCAGCGAAAGUGCGGCAACAACAUUAAUUAGGCAACAGUUGCAGUUGCGACCGUCGGUGGCGGCGUCGGCGGCGGCAGCAGCAGCAGCAGCAGCAGCAGCACCAGCAGUGGGAGCAGUGGGAGCAGUAGGCGUGGCAGUUGUUGGUGCUCGCAGCCAGCAUCAAUGUAGUCAAUUGGACACUUUGAGCGCUCCCAGAUGAACGAAUGGUGGUGAUCCUUCUACUAGCGCCAUGCACAUGCAGCCAAAGCAGCAGCAGCAGCAUCAACACCAACACCACCAACACCACCACCAACACCACCAACAACAACACUCACAGCCACGAUCAGCUCAGCUUGAGCUGCAGCAGCCGCAGUCGAAGCAGCAGCAGCAGCAGCAGCAGCAACAGCAACAGCAAUGGCAAUCAAUCCUCGAACGCAUCCACUGGCAUUACGGCCAUACCGGCGAGCGUUUAUCGCACCACCCAGUUGCACCACUGGCCUAGUCAUAGUCAUAGCCAACCUUCGCCUUCGCCCUUCACACUGCCCCCUGCUGCUGCUGCUGCUGCUGCUGCCGCUGCUGCUAUUGCUGCGAAUGUGGUGCCAAAGCCGCCGCGCAGCUAUAGCCACGCCCACUCGGCGGCACCACUGGUGUUACGCAUCUAUGCGCAGCCAGCAACAGGCCAACCACUGCCAGAGGCUCAGACACCUGCCAGCUACACUACUAACCAUCACAGGAAGCGAGAGAGAGACGGAGAUAGGGAGAGGGCGAGAGGGAGAGAAAGAGAAAGAGAGAGACCGAGCGCUGGUCGGCAUCGCCAGCCGCAUCGCACCACCACCGACAGCGCCGACUAUGUGCGUCACGUGACCCGCGUUAAUUUCUACGACGUUGAUACUUCGCAGGUCGAAUUCGAGCCCAAAGACGACGACGAGAGCAACGAGGCAACUGCUAACAAUUGCGAUACAGAAGCUAUAACCAAAGAAGAGGAAUGGAUAACGAAGCGAAAGACGGAGCUGACGACAACUAGACAGAUCGAGACGCGUGUGAAGCGGCAGGUGAAGCUGCAGGAUGGCAAAGUGAUUGAGGACUCGGGUCCCAUAGUCUCAACAAAUACAACGGAGGAUACGGACAAGCAGGAGACUGAGACCUCGGAGAAACGUGACCUGGGGCUGCCCGAUGAUUUGGAUGGCGAUGCCCAGCUGAUCGAUGCCGCAGCGCUGCAAGCGGGCGCUGCGAACGAGACACAGCUCGCCCAGCUGCAGGAGGCGUUCGGCAUCGAUGGCGGCAAGCUGGUCAAGCGCAUGGUGCCGCGUCCCAGCGACGGCCUGGUGCGCCAAGUGGACGACAAACGGGUCAUAUCGCACGAGGAGAUCAAGGACUACCUGGAGACGGAGGAUGUCAGGCACCUGGGCGACAUCACAGACGAGACCUACGUGAAGGCUGUUCGUGACGGUGUCGAGGAUCUAGAGGCGGUGCUCUGCUCGCCAGAGAGUCAGAAGCAGCUGGUGGCGCUCGGGCCGCAGCUGGUGGCGAAUACGAGCCGAUCGCGCAAGACCAUCGAUUCGGAGGACACGCAGAAGCGCUGCCUGGCCCAGGAGGACGGCACACUGGUCACCGAAAGUAAGCGCACCACCCAGCACGAGCUCAUACUCGACGGCGACGAGGAACCCGAUCAGCUAACGGGCCAGCUGCUGGGCAAUGAGCAGCUGACCACGACGGCGGCGAAUCAGCGGUUCUUCAAGCAGCGGGACGAACAGCAUGUGGAUCUGAUAGCCGACGGUAAACUGGUGGCCACCGAGAUGCGCUACGCGGCGGAGACAACGCAAAUGGAAAAGGAUGGCUCGCUGGAGCGGCCGGGCGACUGGGACAGCCUCUCGGAUCGCAUGCGCAAGCUGCGACGCACACAGCAGCAGCAGCAGCAGAAAGAGGUCGCCCUGCUCGCGGAUCGCAAGGAUGCGCUGACCAAGCGACCCCUCGACUUCGAUCGCGAGGAGGAGACGCGCAAGGGCGAGACCAUGAAAUGGCUCGAGUCGCACUUUGGCAGCGAGUCGACGGCCUCGAAUGACUCGCGCGACGACGAGGCCAACGAGCUGGAUGUGGAGCCCACCAAGAAGAGCUACUUCAACGUGACCAUCAAAUCGCAGAGCCAGCAGCCCAUAGCAGCAGGAGCAGCAGGAGCAGCAGCCGUUAGCAGCAAUCAAACGUUGCCGCGAACUCUAGACAGAGACAGAGAAAGGGAGAGGGAAAGGGAAAGGGAAAGGGAGCGUGAACGUGAACGUGAGCGCGAAAGAGAACGCGAACGCGAACGGGAGCGAGAGCGAGAGCGCAGCACGCUGGAGCGCAAGUAUGUGAAGGACGCUGGACGCGGCAAAUACUAUCAGGGCAUCUCGAACUGGUCGGAGAGGAAGGAGGCGCCCACGUUGAAUCACUUCUCGACGCAGGCCUUUCGCGAGGAUCUGCAGGAGACGAUACGCCGCAAGCAGCUGCAGGUGGCGCCCGACGUGCUGCCGCCGGGCAGCGAUAGCUACGUGAGCCGCGAGGACAUCCUGCAGCAGAAACGUCAGAGUCUGUCCUCGCAGUUUCUGGCCAGAUCGGCGCGUGGAUCGCGCGAUGCGCUCGACGAUCUGGAUGCCAUACCCGGACCGGGACCCAUGCGUCCAGCAGCGCCACCAGUCACUGUGGGCGUGGGCGUGGGCGUGGCCGUGCCACCGGGCAUUGGCAUCGUGCGCAACGAGGAGCCCUCGCUGAAGCGGCCGGCGUAUGGGCAGCUGCAUGGCCAUGGGCGCAGCAGCAGCAAUCCGGUUAGUCAGCUGCCAGCGGUGAAUGGGCGUGGCAAGGGCGUCAGCUCGCAGCUGGAGUUUGGCAUGAGCAGCAGCAGCAGCAAUCUGGGGCGGCCCACAGUGCCGCAGCGACGACGUGCCAUCGAGAAGAAGAUCGUGGAGCAUGGCCAUGCUGCCAGCAGCAUCAACAGCAACAGCCACAUCAGCAACAGCAACAGCCACAUCAGCAACAGAAGCAAUAACAACAACAACAACAACAACAACAAGCUGCUCUCAGCGAACGCCCAAACGCAGCUGGAGCCGCCGCCCGACUACUCGCCGCCGCCGCGCAGCCGCAGCCGCAGCCGCAGCUCGUCGCCCCAGGUGGACUACAUGAUCGGCCGGCCCAGGCAGAUGGCAGCCAGUGUGCCAUUGGAGCCGCCUGCCUCCAGCACAAUGACGCUGAACCGCAAGCAGCAGCAGCGCACGCGCUUUGCGCCCAGCUCCUCCAGCUAUCCGACGGGCAUCAAUGGCCACAGCUCCAUGUCCACCUCGAAUCUGUCCAGCGCCGGUGGCGGUGGCGGCAGCAAGCCCAGCAAGAUGGGUCAGGUCAUUGGCAACUCGCUGCGCAAGCUGGUUAGCAAGAUUCGUUCGGCGAGUGCGGAGCGAAAGUUUCGCAUGAAGAGCGCCGCGAGCAAGUCGCGCGAGCAGUCGCCGAAUCCCAAUCAGACGGCCGCCCAGCAGUUGACCACGUAUCAGCAGUACAAUGUGAUUGACGGGCAUAUUGGCGGCAACAACAACAACAACAGCAACAACAGCAAUGGCAAUGGCAAUGGCAAUGGGCAGCUGCGUCACAGCAGCAACGAGUCGGAGAGCUCGCUGCGUCCGACUCCUGCGAGCUACAAGCGCGCCGAGUCCGCCGAGACGCAAUCGAUGAGUCCGCGCCAGCGCUACUAUCUGGGCGAGGAUCCCUACUCGAGCACGCUGUACGGCAAGGAGAACAUCUACGAGCGGCAUGCGCACGGACGGGCCGCCACACGGCAGCCCCGAUAUACGGAGGACGACUACUAUGACAGCCGAGCAGGAGUCGGUGCAGCAGCAGCAGUAGCAGCAGGAGCAGGAGGUGCUGGCACAGCAACAACAACCACAACCUUGGGUCGCUAUCAGAAGCAUGGACAGCGCUUCAGUGGCUCCACGCCCAAUCUGCUGCAAAUGCAGCCGGACUUUAGGAACGCCCAGACGCUGCCGCGCAAGCUGCACGAGCCGGCGAACGCAUAUCGUCCACAGCCGCGCUACAAUCAGACGCUGGAGAAGAAGCCGCAGUACAUGACGACAGCAGCAGCAACAGCAGCAGCAGCAGCAGCAACAACUCCGCAGCAGCAGCAGCAGCAGUUGGCGUCGCGUCAGCUUGGCCCCGGCUUGGAGCAGGGGCCAGCGAAGCCGGCGCGCACCUAUGCCAAGGUGUUGAAUCGCAGCAAGAGCUUCAAUGUGCACGGCAUGAAUGGCAGCAACGAUCCUAGUCCCAUAUACAUUGAGAAGUUGACACGCAACAACUACAACAACAGCAACAACAACAGCAACGGCAACAGCAACGGCAACAACAGCAAGCAGGAGUUGCAGCUGCAGGCCUACAAAUCGAAUCCGCAUCUCUACCAGGCCAAGGACAAUUCGCUGAAGAGCGGCCUGAAGAGUCCAUCGAUUGUGAAUCUGAUCAGCCGCAGCCAAAAGGAUCUGACCAAGAUAGCCAGCAGCAACGAGGACGAUGCCAUCUAUGCCCUCGAGGACAACAACAACAAGAAGCAGCUCUAUCUGCGCAACCUGCACCAGCAGGCGCCCGAUCUGUACCGUGUGCUGCACGGCGACGAGACCGACUAUGCCGCCACGCGCCACAAGUAUCCGUUGCAGCCGAAGUACUCGCUGGACUCGCGUUCGCCGCCCACGGUCGAGCUCAACAAGGACACGGCGAGCAUUGUGCGACGCAGCAGCGAUGAGCAUAAGCGGCAGCUCUAUGCCGACGAUCAGCAACAGCCACUCACGCACACGCACACACAUGCACAUGCACACGCACACACACACGCACAUCAUAUGCAUGCGGCUCAGCAGCAGCUGCGUCGCGGCUCUGGGGCCACCAUCAUUGAGCUGCGCCAGCGCAAGUGAACAUUAUAUGUCUAUCUCUCUCUUUCAAUCACUCUCUCUCUCUCUUUUUCACUUCCCUCAGCCCCCCUUCCCCCUCUCUCUCCUCUGGCUUUUAGUUUCAUUUGACUAGCGGCAAAUAAAUAUAAAAGGCCCAUACAGAAACUAGCUUUUUUCAAGCUAAAUUUUUCCUCUUGUUAUUUUCCCAU